Messenger RNA from Coregonus sp. 'balchen', 3085 nucleotides. The record is from the annotation of a GenBank genome assembly. Lineage: Eukaryota; Metazoa; Chordata; Actinopteri; Salmoniformes; Salmonidae.
GUGGCACAGUUGUUAUUGAACAGCAACAUGGUGGUAGCUCUGUUGGAGGGGGAGGGGCUAGACGGUUUAGACCCCGCCUCUUCUAACACGCCCCUUCACCUGGCAGCUCGCAAUGGACACAAAGACAUCAUCAGGUGAGAGGAGUGACUGUCCCGGACCGUGUAUGUGUGUGUGUGUGUGUGUGUUGUCAUUGCGUAACUGGGAUCUCCACCCCCGAACCCCAUAACCUCCAGGGUUUCUGACACGCUGUUAAUGAUUCCCAUCCUCCUUAAAUCACCACAUUCCCGGGAUAAGGCUUCCCUCCAUCCCUCUUACACAUUCUGCUGCUGUUGCGGAAUGUGGCUGCCAUAUUAUAUAUUGGGAAGAGAGAGAGAGACCGGGGGGGCACAGCUUUUCUACCUUCUCUACUACAUUUGGGCUACCGAGUGGCGCAGCGGUCUAAGGCACUGCAUCUCAGUGCUAGAGGCGUCACUACAGACCCUGGUUCGAUUCCAAGCUGUGUCACAAUCCGGCCGUGAUUGGGAGUCCCAUAGGGCGUCGUCCGGAUUUGGCCAGGGUAGGCCGUCAUUGUAAAUAAGAACUUGUUCUUGACUGACUUGCCUAGUUAAAAAAUAUUAAAUUAAAAAUUAAAAUACAGAUUUCUUCCACUUUAAGCUUUAUGGAUGCUUUUUGUUGUGGAUGGAGGGAUGGAAUAUCUGGUCAGCAGGAUAGAAGGUCUUAGAAAAUAGUCAGUUUGCAUCCUGCCUUUCACUUCAGCCCAAUGUGAUUAUUAAACCUCUUUUAAAGAUGCUGAGUUACCAGCUCUUCUUCUCUUUACUCCCCCCCCUCUCCUUUCAUCUCCUCUUCUCCUCCUCUCUCCCGGUCGCACUCCUCACCCUCCUCCUCCUCCCUCAUCUUAUCCGCUACCGUCCCCUCUCUCUCGCUACCCUCUACCGCCUCCCGCGCUACUCGCACCCUUCCCCUCCCUCCCUCCUCAUCUUACUCCUCUACCCGGGCCGUCCCUCCCUCUAUCUUACUCCCGACCCUUCCUCCUCCUCAUCUCUGUACUCCUCUACCCUUUCCUCCUCCUCUCCUCUAUCUUACUCCUCUACCCUUUCCUCCUCCUCUCCUCUAUCUUACUCCUCUACCCUUUCCUCCUCCUCUCCUCCUCUCCUCUAUCUUACUCCUCUACCCUUUCCUCCCCUCUCCUCUAUCUUACUCCUCUACCCUUUCCUCCUCCUCUCCUCCUCUCCUCUAUCUUACUCCUCUACCCUUUCCUCCUCCUCUCUUGUAUUCCAGUGUGGGAGUCUGAGAAUCAUCUCUCUGACAUUACCUCCCCAUACCAGGCAUUCGCAGGCUUGUGUCCCAAAUGGCACCCUAUUCCCCACAUAGUGCACAACUUUGGGUCCUGGUCAAAAGUAGUGUAUCAUGUAGGGAAUAGGGGUGCCAUUUGGGACGCAACCCCAGAUUUCCUCUUCCACACCCACAGCUGUCUGGAUCUGAUGCUCUAUGCAUUCCUACAGCUGGGCUCCUCUGUGUGUGUGUGUGUGUGUGUGUGUGUGUGUGUGUGUGUGUGUGUGUGUGUGUGUGUGUGUGUGUGUGUGUGUGUGGUCUGUACAGUAAUUUAUACGUGUGUUAAACUUCCUGUCUGUGUUUGUCUGUCUCAGGUUGCUGUUGAAGGCUGGUAUAGACAUCAACAGAACCACUAAGGCUGGGACCUCUCUGCACGAGGCUGCCCUCUACGGCAAGACUGAAGUAGUGUGUCUGCUGCUGGACGUAAGACCAACACUACCAUCUAACGCUCUAUACUGGCAUUCGUCCCAAAUGACACCCUAUUCCCCGUUUAGUGCACUACUUUUGACAAGGGGCCCUAGUAUAGUGAAUAGGGUGCUUUUUGGGACACAUACACUUAGCUAUCUCCUGAGGACCUUAAAACGUUAGUGUGUUUUUGCUUCACAUGACAAGGACAAAGGAGCUUAAUAUGAGCUAUUCUAUAGACGUCGCUAGAGUUGGCUGACACAGGAACCCAGACUAAGGAUUGAUUGAUAGUCGCACUCACAAGAGAAGUGCUGCACAGAGUGUGUUGUUUUUGAAAAGGGGAGAUGUUGAGAGUUGUUGUUCUUUAAUAAGGGAUGGGGUUGACACAUACACUAUAUAUAAAAAAGUAUGUGGACACACCUUCAAAUUGGUGGAUUUGGCUAAUUCAGCCACACCCGUUGCUGACAGGUGUAUAAAAUCGAGCACACAGCCAUGCAAUCUCCAUAGACAAACAUUGGCAGUAGAAUGGCCUUACUGAAGAGCUCAGUGACUUUCAGCGUGGCACUGUCAUAUGAUGCCACCUUUCUGACAAGUCAGUUAGUGAAAUUUCUGCCCUGCUAGAGCUGCCCCGGUCAACUGUAAGUGCUGUUAUUGUGAAGUGGAAACGUCUAGGAGCAACAACGGCUCAGCCACGAAGUGGUCAACAUGCGCAAUGCCGAGCGUCGUCUGGAGUGGUGUAAAGCUUGCCGCCAUUGGAUUCUGAAGCAGUGGAUAUGCGUUCUCUGGAGUGAUAAAUCACGCUUCACCAUCUGGCAGUCCGACGGACGAAUCUGGGUGUGGCGGAUGCCAGGAGAACGCUACCUGCCCGAAUGCAUGGUGCCAACUGUAAAGUUUGGUGGAGGAGGAAUAAUGAUCUGGGGCUGUUUUUCAUGGUUCGGGCUAGGCCCCUUAGUUCCAGUGAAGGUAAAUCUUAUAGCAGCAAAGAGGGGGACCAACUCCAUAUUAAUGCCCAUGAUUUUGGAAUGAGAUGUUCGACGAGCAGGUGUCCACAUACUUUUGGUCAUGUAGUGUAGCUUCAGUUGGGGUGUUAGAGACUAACUUUGUGUGUGUGUUUGCUUGCAUGCAUGUGUGUUAGAGCCUAACGGUGUGUGUGUGUGUGUGUGUGUGUGUGUGUGUGUGUGUGUGUGUGUGUGUGUGUGUGUGUGUGUGUGUGUGUGUGUGUGUGUGUCUGUCCAUUUAGGCUGGUAUUGAUGUGAACCUGCGUAACACCUACAACCAGACAGCUCUGGACAACGUCAACCAGUUCACCACCUCAUCAGCCAGCAAGGACAUCAAGAUAAUAUUACGA